This is a messenger RNA of Amborella trichopoda, 1889 nucleotides long. Its product is annotated as CBS domain-containing protein CBSX5. Gene Ontology annotation, cellular component: cytoplasm; nucleus. NCBI's taxonomy places the organism in Eukaryota, Viridiplantae, Streptophyta, Magnoliopsida, Amborellales, Amborellaceae. The record is from RefSeq and is a predicted model, not a curated record.
UCUCUCUCUCUCUCUCUCUCUCUCUCUCUCUCAUAUCCCGUUUUUCUCUCAUUGAUGUGUGCGCAUUCACGUAUCUAAUAAAUUCUAUCAUUCUCAUCUCUGCUAAAUUUUCUCGUUAAUCUCUCUAUUAAUCUCUUCUCCCUCUGCAAAAGAAAGCGCCUGUGCUCAAAUCCUGCUUUUCCCUUUGAAUUUAUCUGAGAGAUUUAUCCUAACCAAUAUUUCAUUCUUGGGUUUUACUCGUAGUACAGGAUUCCUCGAUUUCACCAAGUUCCUUUCGAUUUUCUCUCACUAAUCCAUACAUUCUCCACCGAUUUCCUUUUGAUUUUAUUUAUUUCUUUCUGAGUUCUUCGAUUUUCAGUCCGGGAGUUCUAGGGAUUUCUUGGUUGUGCAUGGCAGUGAGCUUGUCACAGCAUGAGGUAUCCGACCUCUGUCUCGGAAGGCCACCCCUGAAGUGGCUCCCUGAAUCUGCCACAGUAGGCGAUGCUCUCUCCCAACUCAGGGCAAACACCGUGAGCGAAAAUUGCAUUGUGGUUUGGAGUUGCGAUCCCGCGAUCAGUUCUCCCUUUGAUUAUGAGGAAUGUGUCUGCUUGGGCACUGUUUGCAUGGUAGAUAUAAUCUGUUUCCUGGUGCGAGAGGAGAACCUUGCCCGGCCCGAUCAGGCUCUUCAUUCGCCUGUUUCGGUGUUGUUGCCGAAGGUCCCCGGACUUGUAAGGCUUGUUCAGCCUAAUUACAGCUUAUCAAAGGCUCUAGAGAUACUGGUAGUUGAAGGUGCCGAGAUCCUGAUAGUUCCCAUCGGAAACACCCGGAAAGCCAUGAAAAAGCCUGCCACUCGGCGCGAAUUCUGCUGCCUAACCCGUGAAGACUUGGUCCGAUAUUUCCUCAACUCUGUCGGCCUCUUCUCGCCUCUCCCUGCCUGCUCGAUCUCUGAGCUAAAGCUGAUACGCACAGAUUACCCUUCUCUCAACCACACCGCCCCAUCAUCAAAAGCCAUUACUGCGCUCCUCCGCCAUGUCCCAGUGGCCGUCACCGCCGGUGGAGACACCCUCAUUGGCGAGAUCUCCCCCGAGGCCCUCGCGCUUUGUGAGGAAGCAGCUGCCCCAGCGCUUGCUACUCUGUAUGCUGGAGAUUUGCUUGCAUUCCUUGAUUCCAAUGCCCCCACGCCCUUCAUUUCCCAUAUUCGAGAUAUGUGUCCUGUCGCCUUGGAUGCAUGGAGCCACGACCUCACACUGUCAAUGCUCACGGCUUCUUCCGAGGACUCGUCGGAGGCAUCAGACGAGGAGUUCACCGCAGGCUCACCAACAGGGCCAUUGCCGCCCCCUGCACCUCCAGUUCUGGCGAGGGCACGCAGAUCUGGGAGCUUCUCAACAUCCCGUGGGCGGCGGGCAGAAGCGGUGGUUUGCCGGGCUUGGAGCUCACUGGUGGCAGUCAUGGUGCAGGCUCUCGCGCACCGGGCAACACACGUCUGGGUUUGUGAGGACGAGGAGUGCUCACUGGUUGGCGUGGUCACUUUUAGGGACAUUCUGGGUGCCUUUUGGGAUCAUAUCAAUGCACCCGCCGUGGCUUAGGACCUGGCCUUUGGCUUACCUGGGUCUAGCCAGGGUCCCUUCAUCCGGGUCAGUUCGGAGAAUUUUUAAUAAGAAAAGUUUAAAAAAUAUGAAUGAAAAGAUAGAGGCUUGGGUGACUAUGGUGUUUUGUUUACUCGAACCGUUUGGUUUGGCUCGGCGAUUUUUUAAACAUUGGUUUGGAGUGAGGAUUUGUGUGCUUGGUCCGGCUACACCAGAUUUUACACAUUGGUUUGGGGUGAGGAUUUGUGUGUGGCCCCUCUUGAAUGGAAUUUAUUUGCCGGGAUAUUAAAUUAGUUUCAUUAAAAAAUGAGAUUAAGAAAAAGA